Fragaria vesca subsp. vesca is the source of this 2441-nucleotide messenger RNA. RefSeq names its product starch synthase 1, chloroplastic/amyloplastic-like. The transcript is spliced from 14 exons. The record is from RefSeq and is a predicted model, not a curated record. NCBI's taxonomy places the organism in Eukaryota, Viridiplantae, Streptophyta, Magnoliopsida, Rosales, Rosaceae. Gene Ontology annotation, molecular function: alpha-1,4-glucan glucosyltransferase (UDP-glucose donor) activity. Bases 164 to 2101 code for a protein of 645 amino acids. Gene Ontology annotation, cellular component: chloroplast.
GACUUCUAAAUUUCGUUUGGUUUUCUUUCCUCUUUCAAUUUUCAAAGGUUAUUCAUAGGUAGAUUUACCUUAGAUACCUUCUCCCUUCUUCUAUAUGAGAAUCCAAGUCUCUUUAUCUCUCUAAAACCCUCUCCCUCUCUUUCUCUCUCUACCAUUUUUCUCAAUGGAGUCUCUCAAUUUCACUACCCUAAUCCCAUGCAAAUCAUCUUCCGGGAAUUUAGCGCGACCCAAAUGGGCUGCCAAUCAUCACGAUGUGAUUUCCCAAAUGGGGUUUGCUCCUUUGUGGAUUAAGAGAAGCAAAACAGAGGCCUUGAGGCUCAGAGCAACGUUUUCAAGUAAAGCUGGCUCGCAAGAUGGAGCUUCUGUCGUUGAAGAUCAGAAACAGAAGGAGGAAGAAAAGGGUGUCAGAUUUGGUGCUGAAAGAGAUUCUUCUGGCUCCGUUAUUGGUUUUAAUCUAUCACCUCCUAACGGUGAGGUUGCGAUUGACGAUGGAGAUGUAGGUUCUGAUAGAAUAGAAAUAGCAGAAGAUGUAAGUGGAAAAGAGAAGCCGAAAGCGAAAGCGAAAGUGACAAGGAGUAUUGUUUUUGUUACUGCCGAAGCAGCACCUUAUUCAAAGACAGGAGGGUUGGGAGAUGUUUGUGGUUCUCUGCCUGUUGUUCUAGCCGGACGAGGGCAUCGUGUUAUGGUUGUUUCGCCUAGAUAUCAAAAUGGUACUGCUGCGGACAAGAAAUUUUCGGGUGCCGUUGAUGUAGGCCAUACUACUGUCAUUUGCUUUGGAGGAGAGCAAGAGGUUGCUUUCUUCCAUGAGUAUCGGGAAGGUGUAGAUUGGGUAUUUGUAGACCACCCUUCAUUCCAUAGACCUGGAAAUCCAUAUGGAGAUAGUUUUGGUGCAUUUGGUGAUAAUCAGUUUCGGUUCACUUUACUUGCACAUGCAGCAUGUGAAGCACCCUUGGUGCUUCCAUUGGGAGGAUAUACCUAUGGCCAAAACUGUUUGUUCAUGGUGAAUGAUUGGCAUGCAGGCCUUGUCCCAUUGCUUUUGGCUGCAAAAUAUCGCCCACAUGGAGUUUAUACCGAUGCCCGAAGUGUUCUUGUUAUUCAUAACCUUGCACAUCAGGGAGUAGAAUCAGCAGUAACAUAUAAAAAUCUGGGACUGCCUGCGGAAUGGUACGGAGCGUUGGAGUGGGUGUUUCCGGAAUGGGCCAGGGCUCAUGCUCUUGAUAGAGGUGAGGCUGUGAAUAUUCUAAAGGGUGCUGUUGUAACAACUGAUCGGAUAUUGACAGUGAGUGAGGGUUAUGCAUGGGAAAUAACAACGGUCGAAGGUGGAUAUGGUCUGAAUGGUCUCAUAAGUAGUAGAAAGAGUGUUUUGAAUGGGAUCACUAAUGGUAUUGAUGUGGUUGAAUGGGAUCCAUCUACUGACAAACAUAUUGCUUCACAUUAUUCUGCUAAUGAUCUUUCUGGGAAGGUUGAAUGCAAGAUUGCGUUGCAGAAGGAAUUAGGUCUUCCAAUUAGGCCUGAUUGUCCAUUGAUCGGAUUUAUUGGGCGACUGGACUACCAGAAAGGUAUUGAUCUAAUUCAAUCAGGAAUACCGGAGCUCAUGAACGAGGAUGUGCAAUUUGUUAUGCUAGGUUCUGGGGAUGUACAAUGUCAAGAUUGGAUGAGAUUAGCAGAAGCAACCUAUAAAGACAAAUUUCGUGGUUGGGUUGGAUUUAACGUCCCAGUCUCUCAUAGAAUAACUGCAGGCUGUGACAUAUUGUUGAUGCCAUCAAGAUUUGAGCCGUGCGGGCUAAAUCAGUUAUAUGCAAUGAGAUAUGGAACUGUACCCGUAGUUCAUAGCACAGGAGGACUUAGAGAUACGGUGGUCAAUUUCAAUCCCUAUGCUCCUGGAGGCGGGGAGGGGACAGGGUGGACUUUUUCUCCACUAACGAAAGAGAGCAUGUUGGCGGCUCUAAGACUUGCAAUUCGAACUUACAAAGAGUACAAGCCUUCUUGGGAUGGAUUGGUGAAAAGAGGUAUGGAGAAGGACUUCACAUGGGAAAGUGCUGCAAUUCAAUAUGAGCAGGUUAUCGAAUGGGCAUUUAUUGAUCCACCAUAUGUUGCUUGAGGCCAAAACACAAUCGAGAAUAAUCUUCCAAAUUUUUUCUGGUUCACUCCUAUGUAUAGGGUAUCUGAGAUCAUACACAAAUGCUUUUGGCUUCGUUGUCAUGGUUGGUGUCUAUAUGAUAGGUAUACAGGAGUUUGAGCACCAUAGUUUUAUUCACUUAGUGAUGAUGCAGUCCUUUCACCAGGGUCAUCCAUGUCUUGAAGUUAAUAGUUUAGAUAGCGCGCUGUAUAAUCUUUACUUUCAUAUUAUAUAAAUGAUUUUUAGUUUCAACUAAAUAAUUGUAUCAUUGAAGAUACACUAAUAGUAAUGCAGUUGCACACAUAGCCAUCAAAUUGGUAUG